Penaeus vannamei (Pacific white shrimp) is the source of this 339-nucleotide messenger RNA. The record is from RefSeq and is a predicted model, not a curated record. NCBI's taxonomy places the organism in Eukaryota, Metazoa, Arthropoda, Malacostraca, Decapoda, Penaeidae.
GAGAGAGAGAGAGAGAGAGAGAGAGAAGAGAGAGAGAGAGAGAGAGAGAGAGAGAGAGAGAGAGAGAGAGAGAGAAGAGAGAGAGAGAGAGAGAGAGAGAGAGAGAGAGAGAGAGAGAGAAGGAGAGAGAGAGAGAGAGAGAGAGAGAGAGAGAGAGAGAGAGAGAGAGAGAGAGAGAGAGAGAGAGAGAGAGAGCCAGACCACCUUGCUCUGAGGACACCGAGAGCAACAGGUCAUCCGAAUGAAUUUACGAGCGAAAUUAAAAAGUUUAAGAUUAGACACAAUCCAGUCAUCAAUUCGUUCUCUAUACCGAUAAUCCCUCUCAUUCACUUCCAUUAA